Molecule: messenger RNA, 2630 nt
Organism: Esox lucius (northern pike)
Lineage: Eukaryota; Metazoa; Chordata; Actinopteri; Esociformes; Esocidae
Product: P2Y purinoceptor 1-like
Exons: 1
Coding region: 746-1756 (336 amino acids)
Biological process (GO): G protein-coupled receptor signaling pathway
Cellular component (GO): membrane
Molecular function (GO): neuropeptide receptor activity
Source: RefSeq, a predicted model, not a curated record
CGCCAUGUCACAAGAAUCUCCUUGUUCAGGAGGACACUGUGUGUUACUUGGUGCAUUUUACAGACCUCUACAUGCUUAGUGUAUCAGAUACUUGGUCUCCCCACUGUAUAUAACCUAGCCAUGUAUUACAGCAGGAUUAUUGAACUCCCAAUGAGGACCGAAGCCUACUGGUUCUCUGUUCCACCUCAUAAUUAGUUGCACCCACCUGGUGUCCCAGGUCUGAAUAAGUCCCUGAUUAGAGGGUUGCAAUGAAAACAUGGAGUGGAUCUGGCUUCGAGUUCAUCACCCCUGUCCUACGAGGUCCAGACCCUGCUGGUUUUCCAUUCUGCAUACCUCAUCAUUAUUUGCAUUCACCUGUUGACUAGGGCCUAUAAAAAGCAUCUGAUAAGAGGGUUGAAAGGAAAAAUCGGAGUUGAACUGUCCUCGAGAUUCAAAGUAUGUGGUUUUUCUAGUGACAACACGCUUGUUAGUGGUCAGGUAUGCCUGGUCAUCUGCAUACGGAGAAACAGGAAACAACAGUAGUUAUCUGAACUUGUGUGUGUGUGUGUGUGAUGAUUCACUUCCCAAGAGAUGAUAUGUGGCAACCUUAAUGUGUUUUUCUGAGAACCGGAUAAUCAAGGAACUUCUUCAUUCAUCCUAAAGUAAAUAUAUUUUUUCUUCAUUACACAUUUUAUUAUCAUCAAUAUAGAACAUCUUUGGAAGAGAGAACUGUUUGUAAUCAUAUACAUUUUUGAAGAGAGAGAAAAUGAAGGCAAACUCUUCCUGUGACCAAAUUAACAAGAACAUUACACAGAACUUGUUACCCUCAGUGUACAUUUUAGUGUUUAUCAUCGGCCUUGCUGCUAACUGCUGGGGCAUAUACUCUAUGUUUGCAAACUGGAGGAAAUUAGGACACAUCUACAUGUUUGUUCUAAACCUUGGAGUUGCAGACAUUUUGUAUUUGGUCACACUUCCAUUUCUAGUGGCAUAUUAUGGAGCAGAGAAUCAUUGGGUCUUUGGACAAGUCUCCUGCAAGAUGAUAAGAUUCUGCUUCAAUUUGAACUUGUAUGGCAGUAUUGGUUUCCUGACAUGUAUUAGUGCAUACAGGUAUUUAAGUAUUGUUCAUUCACUGAGAGUGAUGGGGAGGAUAAAUGCUGGCCACACUAAAGUCAUCACUGCUCUAGUUUGGAUUUUAGUCUGCGCUCAAAGUGUUCCUGAUAUGUUCUAUGAAAAAACCAGGUCCAAUGCUACGGAAAAAUGCUUUGACACCACAUCCAACUCCUAUUUGAAGGAUUAUCUAAACUACAGUUUUGCCUGGACAAUAUCUGGAUUCUGCCUCCCGCUGCUCAUCAUAUUGGGUUGCUAUGGACAUGUGGCUGUUGUUCUCUAUUCCAAAACCAACAUUAACCAAGUGAUAAAACAGCGAUGCCUAAGACUGGUCUUCAUUGUGACUUUACUCUUCUCCGUCUGCUACACACCGUACCACAUAUUAAAGAAUCUAAACCUGAUUACUCGUAUUUGGAAAAGUGAAGGCACGUGCCGGGAUUGGUUUGCCACCGUCUACAUUGCUCAACAAGUCAGCAGAGCCCUUGUGAGUCUAAAUAGUGCCAUCAACCCACUGAUUUACUUCCAUGGCAAUGAGGAUGUUUUCAGGAUCCCCAGGCUUUGUGACCGAGCACAGCAUUACGCUCCUCAGACAUUCGGACAUCCCAGCAAGCAAGAAGCGGCAACACCUUUACAAAUUCAGCAGAGCAAUCACCACGCGGUAGUUGAGUAGACUUGUUCGCACGCUUUAGAGUCAUUCUGUUUCCUAAUCACCAACGUCCAGCUGUAUUUGCGUUAUCUAUUUCUGUGAAUUGUUGAUGGUUUGAUCUGUUGCCUUUUUUUUUUUUUUCUGUAACCUCUCCAAGCUAUAGUGCAGGAGCUGUAUCGUGAUAUGACAAUGGGAAACCCACAUUUCCCUGUUUAAGGCAAUCUGCAUGCAUUUUUGUUAAAGGUUAAUCAUUAUAUCUAAUAAACGCGAAGAUGUUGUAAGCAUAUGUUUUUGGGUGGCUGCACACAGGAAGUGAAAGCAGUCAGACCACCUUGGUUAGAUCACAAACGCAGCAAUGGUAAUGGCUGCAUUUGGAGAGCCCCCUGAAAAUAAGUAGUUAGAGAAUGUGACAACAAUUGCCACAAUAAGCUUCCCCUUUUGUUCCCUUCGAUUUUCUAUGUUUGACGUGGUUUUAAAAUUGAAUGUUUUUUGAAAGUCACACGGAUGAACAGUGAAGGAAAUGUAUAUCAAGAACUGAAAUGUGUAUUAAUGAUUAACUGGAUUGUGAUGAACAGAAACAUGCUUUAAAAAAACGAUCUUCUAAAUCUAAGCAGCUCCACCCACAUUAGUCAUUGGGUUGAUAUUCACAUGUUCACGUGAAUGGGAAAUGAUCAGAGUUUUCUGAAGAACUGCGCAACGCCAUUGACAUGUACCAUAAUCGUGUGGGGAUCUGCAGUAUUCAUUACCACAAGGUUUAAACAGCAGAUGCAUGAUAACUGUACAUACGUUUACACACAAAGCUGUUAAAAAAACAUUGCAUGCUUAAAUUUCAGAAUGUUUGAGAAUUUUAUUUUAUAUUUCAUGACUUGAUAGCAUGGAAUAAAAUGUAAUAGAAAUA